AUGACGGGAGCACCUUUUCAGAUUCCUGGCCUUGGCCAGGCGAAACCCAACGAGCAAUUGCCUGUCGAAAACUUCGCCCCCGAUCUUCUCGCUGCUGCCGCAAGUGUAUCGGGGAUGGACGAGGCCAUGGGGGGCGCUGCUAAUGGGACUGCACAAUGGGAGAGCAGGAACCACCAGAAGCACCAGCAAAAAGAGGAGGCAACAAAGACCAACGGAGUGGUCGACAAAGCAGUUGACUGCAUGGAACUCGACGCAAGCGACGCCAGCACUUUGUCAGCCAAGCAAGGAGACAAACAAGAUGCCAAGAUGCGUGAUCAAGAUUCCAGGAUAGCAGAAGGCCAGGCACUCGACAUGGACAUGAAGGCAAGCAGCGAUGCACCGAGCCCGGAUGUUACGCACGCUCUGGAGGCUGCCCUUGAUAGCAUGCUGUCGCAUGCCGCUGAGCCGGCCGAGUCGAGACAGAAUCAGAACGGAGGCGGCACAGAACAGGUUAGCAAUGCCGAUGAACCACAGCAAGAGGAGGAGCAGCCGGAGUGGGAGGCCGAUUCCUCUCCUUAUGAGUCGUCGUCGGAAUCUUCCAGCUCCGACAGUGAUUCGGAUGACGAUUCCGAAGACGGCGAGGAUUACCCCCUCCUUGGUAUUGAGGAGACAGCCCGCCUCCUAAUGGCCGCCGAUGGCGAGGGCGAUUUGGACGGUGAUGGGACCGGCAAGGCCAAGGGUGCCGGCGCCGUGCUCCGAACAAAGAACGAGAUACCCGAGGAUUUCAUCCCGAAGCCGGACGUCACUAUCACCCCCGACAUGAAGAUUGAGCGCCUUGGCAAUAUCGAGUUCAUUGUUGAAACUACUGUUGUCAUCAAAUCCCAGACACCGGGCGAAAUUCAGGUGUUGGACAUGGGAUCGGUGCUUUGCAAGGAGGACCGAACCGUCAUUGGCGCCCUGGCCGAAGUCAUCGGCAAUGUCCGCAGCCCCAUGUACACCGUCGGGUUUCCAAGCGAAGACGAGAUCAAGGCGCUCGAGUUGGUGGCCGGCAUGCCAAUUUAUUACUCGGUCGAGCACGCCAACUAUGUCUUCACGCAGCCAUUGAAGCAAGAAAAGGGCACUGAUGCUAGCAACCUGCACGAUGAAGAGGUGGCGGCUGACGAGAUGGAGUUCUCUGACGACGAGAAAGAGGCAGAGUACAAGAGACAGCUGAAGAUGAAGAAGCGAGGCAUGAAAGGCGGCCGUGGCGGACGGGAGCAGAGCACGGCAGCCGGUCAGCCUACAGCAUCCUACGCUGCACCGGGAGCCGCUCUCCAUUAUGACGAAGACGAAGACGGACCGUACAAGCCCCUGGCUCGGCCUGCUGGAUUCGGCCAGGGCGGGCCGCCAUCUCUCCCUCCCUUGCCCCCCAAGCCUGAGACCGGGUUCAGUCCGCCUCGUGGCGGUCGUGGCCAUGGUCACCGCGGAGCCCAUCGUGGAGGGCGGGGUGACUUUCGGGGAUGGAACCACCGUGGAGCCCAUCGCGGUGGUGACCGAAGGCGUGGCUCGUGGGGAAGCGGAGGCGGUACAUACCAACAAUUUGGCCGUGACGGCGCAGCAUCGCCGCAGACAGCUUUGUCUAACAUCCCGCCGCCGCCGCCUCAGAACCCUCACUUGCCCCCUCCCCCAUUCGGUGUGAAGCCACCGGCGCCCACUGGGCAAUGGCCGGUCCCUCCUGGCCCCUAUGUCCCUCCCCUUCCCAUGCCAUAUUCGCCUCCCGCCCAACCGCAGAUCCCCAUGCCGCAGCCACAACCCCCUUCAGGCGGCUUCAAUUUUCACUAUCAGGCCUGGAACCAGAGCCAAGGCCAACAGUAUCAAUACCCCCAAGCUGCUGCGCAUCAUCAUCAGGCAACCCCUCACCAGCAAGCCGCGCACCCAACUGGGUAUGCACAGCCCUACGCCCCUACGGUUCCUCCGCCGGCAUCUGCUUGGCCGGCGGCCGGAGCGGCGCCGCAAACAACGAACCCCGCGGCGGGCGCGUAUAAUCCAGCUUUCUUUGGCGGUUACCAGCAAGCGCAGUCGGCUCCUCAGCAGGGACAGCAGCAGCAGCAGUACUGGCCCCAGCAGCAGCAGCAGCAGCAUGGUGCCUAUGGCCAGGGACCGAGCCAGUAG
Messenger RNA from Parathielavia appendiculata, 2130 nucleotides. Its product is annotated as NAF1-domain-containing protein. The transcript has a single exon. NCBI's taxonomy places the organism in Eukaryota, Fungi, Ascomycota, Sordariomycetes, Sordariales, Chaetomiaceae. Gene Ontology annotation, biological process: ribosome biogenesis; pseudouridine synthesis; box H/ACA snoRNP assembly. Gene Ontology annotation, molecular function: RNA binding. Gene Ontology annotation, cellular component: sno(s)RNA-containing ribonucleoprotein complex. Bases 1 to 2130 code for a protein of 709 amino acids. The record is from RefSeq and is a predicted model, not a curated record.